Molecule: messenger RNA, 1179 nt
Organism: Sporothrix brasiliensis 5110
Lineage: Eukaryota; Fungi; Ascomycota; Sordariomycetes; Ophiostomatales; Ophiostomataceae
Product: abhydrolase domain-containing protein 12
Exons: 6
Coding region: 1-1179 (392 amino acids)
Source: RefSeq, a predicted model, not a curated record
AUGAUAGGCGUCACCCCCUUUGUGCAGCGACACAUCCUAUACGCUCACAAAUUAUAUCAAUGGUGGCAGAACUCUGAUUUGCCCCAGAACUGGGGCUUCGCUCGGAACCAAGUCACCUCGUUCCACCUUCCGACGGAAGAUGGCGAGUCAAUCCACGCUUGGCACGUCCUGCCUCUCCCCGCGUAUCGCCAGCACCAAGAGGUCCUCGAGAUACAGCCGACCGGUCACUGCGACGAUGUCACAACUUCGGAAUCGCUUCGUAUCCUCAAGAAUGACCCCUCGGCCAAGCUGAUUGUUUACCUUCACGGCAAUGCCGGCCAUCUCCCGAGCGUUGUUCGCGCGCCGUCUUUCCACAUGUACACGGCCACCAGCAACUACCACGUCCUCGCCAUUGACUACCGUGGCUUCGGCACCUCCACGGGGAGCCCCACAGAAGACGGCCUUAUCCUGGAUGCUUAUGCGGCUCUCCACUUUGCUCUCGACACGGCAGGACUCUCUCCCGACCGCAUCAUCAUUUUGGGCCACAGUCUGGGCUCUGCCGUGGCUGCUGGUGCUGCGGAGCGCUACGCAAGGGUCCACGGCAUUGACUUUGCCGGGCUGAUCAUGGUCGCAAGCUUCAGCAACCUGUCGGACAUGCUUUCGGGCUAUGCUAUCGCCGGCCUCGUCCCCAUCUUGAAACCCCUACGCUCCUAUCCGCGUGUCCUGCGCCUGAUCCUUGGCUGCCUCGUGGACCACUGGGAGUCGGCCAAGCGUCUCCGCAACAUGGUCAGCAUUGUGCAUCGCAGCAACACCGAGGACGACAGGGACAAGAAGGGCAAGAAGGGCAAGAACGGGCCAAGCGACAAUCUGCGCCGGCACCUCCAGAUCAGCUUGAUCCACGCAGCCGACGACAAUGACAUUCCGUGUAUAGAAGACGACAGGAUGUUUGCGACCGCCAUUCUCCCGCUUAUCCCCACCGAGAAUGGUGAGGAAGUGACACCUGCCGAGCUCAUAACGCUCAAAGAGAAGCGGACCAAGCACUUGGGCAAGGGCGCAUUCGUGUCCGAGUGGCGGGAGGGCGAUGUGUGCAUCCGGCAGGAGCGCUUUCCACACGGUGGCCACAAUAACAUAGUGCUGCACCCACCCGUCCUGCUCGAAAUGAUGCGCAUCUUUGAAGAGGCAGCCCGGCGUCGCAAAUGA